GUGACCGCGGCUUUGAUUGAGUAUGUGGAAAGUUUCCAGAAAUGCACCGCAGCUCCCUUCACGAUCGUGGCGAACAUGAACUGCCUGGGUCGCAAUUGAAUUCACCGGCCGUACCAUCUUUAGUCCCCGGUUUAGUGUAGGAUUUUCUGGUUCAGUAUUUGGACUGUUGUUUUCAUUUCAAGGCUUCAAGAGUCAAAGUCUUGAUUGUACUUCGCUUCACGUGACAUUGUCCCUGUUCACACAUUUCUUUCCUCAUUUUCACGAAUUUCAUUGAAGCGACUCACUCACAUCUUCUCCCUAUAUCCAAAAGUUCGAUCAUUGUCAUGGGUCUCAAUAUCAUUGUUGUUGGGGCUGGUCUCGCUGGUCUUACAGCGGCGAUCUCGCUUCGCCAAGCAGGACACAACGUCCGGAUCUUCGAGAAGUCCAAAUUCGCUGCAGAAGUCGGAGCCGCUCUUGGACUCACUCCAAAUGGCGCACAAGUUCUCAAGCCCCUCGGCUUCUCCUUCGAACGAGCUCGAGCUCGCUCAAUCCGCAUCUGGGACAUCACUGAUGGCGUCACUCUAACUGUUCUUAACAGUAUGGAUCUGACCGAGUCUGCGAAGAAAUUUGGUCUCGAGACCUUCGCUGUACAUCGUGUUGAUAUGCACAACGAACUUCUCCGCCUAGCUCUCGAGCCUGAAGGAGACCUCAAACCCGUUGAGCUCAAACUUUCCUCAAAAGUAGUAGAUGGUAGCGCGGCGGAAGGCUGGAUUCAACUUGAAGAUGGCUCUAAGCACUUCGCUGAUCUGAUCGUUGGUGCUGAUGGCAUCCAUUCCGUGAUUAAGCCAAUGGUUAUUGGUCGUGAUCAAGUCAAGCCAAAGUCGACAGGUCUCAGCGCAUUCAGAUUCUUGGUUCCGACUGAGAGGUUGAAGAACAAUCCUGAGUUUGAGGCACUGAUGAAGUGGAAAACUCCUGGUGCCAGUACUUUGGCUGAUCCCAAAGACCCCUGCCCUGAGAGACAUAUGAUGUGGUAUGAGUGUCAGGACGGACACGUGCAAAACUUCGUUGGAGUCCAUCCCUCUCGUGAGAUCCCCGUCGCAGAAGACGGAACUCAAGACUUCAAGGCAGCAAUGCUGGAAGACUUCUCCGCUUACCACUUAGACAUCAAGAAAGUAAUCAGUAUUGCUGACAACGUCUCCUGCUGGCCACUCAAUAUUCACGACCCAUUGAAGACCUGGGUCAACGGAAAGAUGGUGUUGAUUGGAGACGCUGCUCACCCUAUGCUCCCCUUCGGCGGCCAAGGCGCAAACCAAGCCAUCGAAGAUGCCGGCGCAUUAGGCUACCUCCUAACUGGCAUCACCUCCACCGACGAUCUCCCCUCCCGUCUCUCCGCAUUUGAAAAAGUGCGCAUAAAGCGCGCAUCUCUGAUUCAGACGUUGUCAAAGGUCAGAGUCGGUAAGGAGAAGGAGAUCGAGGACGAAGUUAAAGCUUUUGCAGAGCCGGAGCAGAAGGUCCCUAGUUCGUUUGCCGAGAGGACGGCGCAUGCUUUUGGACACAAUGUACUGAAGGAAAGUGGGAGGGUUUUGCAGGGAAUGGCUUAAUCGAUCGGUUUGUUUUGGAUAGAGCGUAAGCUGG
Mollisia scopiformis is the source of this 1614-nucleotide messenger RNA. RefSeq names its product putative salicylate hydroxylase. The record is from RefSeq and is a predicted model, not a curated record. Gene Ontology annotation, molecular function: monooxygenase activity; FAD binding. Bases 324 to 1580 code for a protein of 418 amino acids. NCBI's taxonomy places the organism in Eukaryota, Fungi, Ascomycota, Leotiomycetes, Helotiales, Mollisiaceae. The transcript is spliced from 5 exons.